Molecule: messenger RNA, 857 nt
Organism: Salvia hispanica
Lineage: Eukaryota; Viridiplantae; Streptophyta; Magnoliopsida; Lamiales; Lamiaceae
Molecular function (GO): zinc ion binding
Source: RefSeq, a predicted model, not a curated record
UCUAUUUUCCCCAUAAUUUUCCAAUUCCAUUCCCUGUUUUUUUCUUCCUCUGUUUUAGCCGGGAUAUUAGGGAAGCUGCAGUAUAAAAAUAUAGUACUAGUGCGUUCAUGCAUCUGGAGAAUCUCAGUUUUUAAAAGAGAAGAAAUGAAGAAAUGUGAGCUGUGCCACAAGGUCGCAAGAAUGUACUGUGAAUCCGACGAAGCAAGUCUGUGCUGGGAUUGUGAUUUGAGGGUUCACACAGCAAACUUCCUUGUGGCCAAACACUCAAGAACUCUUCUCUGCCAUGCCUGCCAGUCUCCAACUCCAUGGACCGGCUCUGGUCCCAAACUCGGCCCCACUGUUUCCGUUUGUGAGGCUUGUAUCAAUGGCGGGAGGGGCAGAGGAGAUCGCACCGCCACUGAUGAGGAUGAUGACAACAAUGAGGAUAACAGUGAUCUAGUUACUCCUGAUGAUGGUGAUGAUGAUAGUGAAAACCAAGUUGUCCCUUUGUCUUUACCACCGUCUUUGGCUUCUUCGUCUUCUUCCUCUUUCACCACAAGAGAUGACUUAUCAUCCAGACCUACAACUUCUUAUGAUGUACGCGAAAGUGGGGAAGAGAAGAGCAGUGCUAAAAAGAUGAGAUCAUGGAUGUGGAGAUAGCACAAGAUGAAGACAACAACAGAAGUUUCAAGGGUUGUAGUGCCAUGUGACCUAAUGGUAAUGGAUCACAAUUAGUCAUGUGUAUUAUUCACUUGUAGUAAUAAUAUAGAGCAGCCACCAUAUUGUACUUAUUUAGCAGUUUAAUGACAUGGUUAAUGGUUUAAAUUGUCACUCACAUUGUUCAAGAAAUAUGACUUUCGAUAGUGUUGUUGUCAUAA